GGUGACUUCAUCCUCACCCAUGCGCAGUGUAUUACAUAAUGACAUCACCUGCUGUGUUCCAGCGUCCAUCGGCGGGCGGCGGAAAGUCACGAUCUUCAACGAACGAGGCGUCUCGUAGAAAAUACGAGAAAGACCUGCUUCGUCAGAACUCAAUUUUCAUUGGUCAUUUUGUUAUCCGCCUCUAUUAUUCUGACCAAUCAGAGAGCUCGCAGGGCAGCAUUACACUGUCGAGUUGCUGGGCAGAGAACACAAAAUCAACAUCAGCGGAGAGAGUACGUUCGCACUUGGGCUACGCGAUAAAGCAGGUGCAAAGGCACACUUCAUACGCUGUAAAACUAACCAUGGCAACUGACUGUGAGGCAUGGCUAAAUGCAAACCCUGUUGAGGCCGGAAAUCUUAGCGAUUCCUUCCCUUCCGGGGACGAGGACAGCACCUUCGCUGGAAAUGUCAAUAAUGAGAUCAACGGAAACUGGAUAUUGGCCCCCACCGGCAGCAUUCACGAGGCAAGACUCAAGGCCAAGGUGAAGAGACGUCUGAGGAAGAACUCCUCCCGGGACUCGGGCCGGGGCGACUCGCUGAGUGAUAACAGUGAUGCGGUCCGGUCCACGGUCCCGCCCACCAGCCCAAAGGGCAAACUGCUCAACCGGAGGUCCAGGAUGGGCAAGGGACGAGGCCUGCCGAAGAAAGGUGGAGCUGGCGGUAAAGGCGUAUGGGGAACACCGGGGGAAGUUUAUGACGAAGAUGUGAAAGUUGAUGUGAAAGAUCCCAAUUACGAUGCGGAGCAGGAGAACUGCGUAUACGAGACGGUCGUCCUCCCUCUGGACGAAGAGACGUUUGAGAAGACGGUCACUCCUAUAGUUCAAGAGUACUUUGAGCACGGGGAUGCUAAUGAAGUGGCGGAACUGCUUGCCGAGCUGAACCUGAGUGGCAUGCGUGGCGACGUGCCCAUGCUAGCCGUAUCGCUAGCGCUGGAGGCGAAAGCCAGCCACAGGGAGCUGACGUCCCGACUGCUCAGCGAGCUCUGCGGGCGCGUGCUCACGGCCGGUGACGUGGAGGCCUCCUUCCACAAACUGCUCAAAGAGCUGCCCGACCUGGUGCUGGACACGCCAGCGGCUCCACAGAUGCUCGGCCAGUUCAUCGCUCGAGCCGCUGCGGAUAACAUCCUCUCAAAAAGCUUCAUAGAUGGCUACAAAGGACGAGUAGACUGCGAAUACGCCAGAGCUGCACUGGAUCGCGCGGCUGUGCUGCUGAGAAUGAGUCGAUGGACCGGCCUUCGCAUCGACAGCCUCUGGGGUUCAGGCGGCGGCCAGAGACCUGUCAAUCAACUCAUUAAAGAGGUUAACCUCCUGCUGAAGGAGUACCUGUUAUCAGGUGACGCCGUGGAAGCCGAGCGCUGUUUGAGAGAACUGGAAGUGCCACAUUUUCAUCACGAGUUUGUUUAUGAGGCGGUUAUCAUGGUGCUGGAGUCUAAAGGCGACCGAACGCUUCAGAUCGUCCUACAGUUGCUGAAGUGUCUGUGCGCCUCCACCGUCAUCACUGUGGACCAGCUGAGACGGGGGUUUGAAAGGGUCUACCUGGACAUGGCAGAUAUCAGUAUUGAUGUGCCGUGUGCGUAUUCGCUCCUGGAGCAGUUCGUGGAGCAGAGCUUUAACGCCGGGGUCAUUGAUAAAAAACUCCGGGACCUCUGUCCUUGUCGGGGCAGGAAGAGGUUCAUGAGUGAAGGAGACGGCGGGCGGCUGAAGCUGGACAGCUUCUGAGUCCAGGCGUCCCACGAGCCCUUCCUGUGGCAGCUGCUCCGCCUCUGAUGCUCACUGGAGCUCUGUGUUUCUUUAAGUUGCUUGUAUUUGUCAUGCAAGUUUAAGUACUAAAAAACUUUGCUCCUGUCAGAACGCACGAUGUGACCGAAGGGCCAGGCACUUUUCAAAUCCAAAGGAGAUGUAAAUCCCCCCCAACCGAUCCUUCUGAUGUCACUUUUUAAGCUAAUCCUGAAAGUGCCACACUUAUGACUUAGUCAUUCCAUGUUUUGUAUUCCCGAGUUCACUGCCACUCCUGUGCUCCAGUUAGCAGUGUUUGUAGACUUGUGGAGUCGUGUACAUAGCUUUAUAAGUGGGGGGCAUGUAAGUUGGAAGCUCUUUCUCCCUCCUGGGCUGCUUUUUGUAUGACUGUGCUUGAGUUUAUUUUCUCCUUGACUUCUCAAAGGUGUCAUUUCUGAUGGUCACUGACGGAUGGACAAUGCACAGCAGCUGGGAUCAUUUCACAGAAGUGUCAAGAACAUUUAUUUUUAUAUUUCAGUAGACUGGUGGAUGUGAAACGUACUUAACUUACUUGCUCUUUGUUUAAAAUGGUUGAUAAAUAAUAAAGUUUGUCAUUA
Messenger RNA from Rhinichthys klamathensis goyatoka, 2371 nucleotides. It is a transcript of the gene pdcd4b, whose product is annotated as programmed cell death 4b. Gene Ontology annotation, biological process: negative regulation of DNA-templated transcription. Gene Ontology annotation, cellular component: cytosol; nucleus. The transcript is spliced from 12 exons. The coding region runs from base 39 to 1757 and encodes 572 amino acids. NCBI's taxonomy places the organism in Eukaryota, Metazoa, Chordata, Actinopteri, Cypriniformes, Leuciscidae. The record is from RefSeq and is a predicted model, not a curated record.